GUGCCCGCGGCGGGCGACGCGCGGGGCCUCCAGAGGGCCGCCCCGCCGCCUGGCCCCGGCCGCCGCGGGGGCCCCGCGGCCGGGCGGCUCGGUGGCGACUCGGACUCGUGCUGGGCGACCUCGAGCCAGGCCUACGGCUCCUUCUGGAAGGCCGUACCCCUGGAGCCGAAGGUGGUGGAGAAGCGGCCGUCGCCCGCUGCGUCGGGCCCUCCGGACGAGGAGAGGUGGCCCAGAAGCGGCACCGGCUGACGAAGCUCCUCCGGAGGCACGGCGUCAGGGAGCGGCCGGUAAAGGGCGACGGGUGCUGCCAGUUCCGCGCGCUCGCCGACCAGCUCUACGGCGACGAGGCACACCACCCGCACCUGCGGGAGCAGGUCGUCGCGCAGCUGCAGAAGGCUCACCGGCGCUACCAGGGGUUCGUGCCGGGCCGCUUCGAGGACUACCUCGCCGAGAUGUCGCGGGCGGGGACGUGGGGCGACCACGUGACGCUGCAGGCGGCCGCUGACGCGCUCGGAGUGAGGAUCCACGUCCUCACGGACCACCUGACCGACGCGUUCAUCGAGGUGCUGCCGGCCGAGCCCAAGACAGAGGACAGUAGGGUGCUCACGCUGAGCUUCUGGUCGGAGGUGCACUACAACUCGGUGUGCGAGUGGCACGGCGGCGCCGAGCGCUGA
Molecule: messenger RNA, 674 nt
Organism: Prorocentrum cordatum
Lineage: Eukaryota; Dinophyceae; Prorocentrales; Prorocentraceae
Source: the annotation of a GenBank genome assembly